Messenger RNA from Prorocentrum cordatum, 5491 nucleotides. The record is from the annotation of a GenBank genome assembly. NCBI's taxonomy places the organism in Eukaryota, Dinophyceae, Prorocentrales, Prorocentraceae.
AUGGCCUUCGCCGCAUGGCUGGCGGGCGAGGCGGUGCACGGCGCUGGGCAGGCCGCGCUGCUGUGGGCGGCACGCGGUGAGUGCCCGGCCUGCACGUGCGCGCCGGCCCUCACGUGCGCCCCGGGGCAGGAGGCGGCGCGCCUGGACUGCCCGGGCGGACCCCCUGGGUGGGCGCUGUCAGCGGUGGCCCUCGCUGGCGCGACCGGCUUCGCUGGAGGGGUCCUGGCCGCGCGGUGGCUGGGCUCCUGGCAGCCGAUCGCUGGCCCUCCGCCCAAGCCGUCGUUGGAGGAGGAGGCUAGAGCGCAGGCUGCCGGGCUCGACGAGGGCGACUUCAUCCAUGUGCUGUAUCGCGUGGGAGGCGCUCGGAUCUGGCACGAACGCUUGAUCCUGGCUUUUCCGACGGUGCCGCCUUUCGGGACAGGGACUCCAGAUGGGCACGCCUACGUGGAGGCCAUCAUGCAGAACGGGGCGGACAUAAUGGAGUACGCGAUUCCCGCCGGCGCCUCAGCUGGCGCCGUGGCGGCCGCCACAGCAGGGGACCAGGUCUACCGCUUCCGUGGACUCCCUCUUCCUGGCGAUGUCGCGACAGGUGCCGCCUCUGUCCGAGGCACUCUUGGGCUGGGCGCGGGACCGCCGAUCGCGCUGAACACGGCAGGGCGUGUCAUCGCGGCCGUGGUCGGCGCUCCGGCUGGCGCUGGGCCUGCGGGGGCCCCCGCUGCUGGCGAGCUGGCGCAGCCGCCCUUGUACCAGUGGCGGCAGCCCCUGCUCCUGCGGCUGGAGGUGCUCCAGUGGUCGCGCCCUUUGGCGGAGGAGGAGCGCCCCCAGCUGCUCCAGGCGCUCUCGGCGGCGCCGCCGUGGCCGUGCCUGCACCUGGGCCUGCCGCCGCCCCUGCGCCUGCUGUGGGUGGUGGCCUGGGUCCUGGUGGAGUGGCCGCGGCACUGGCCGCCAUCGCUGGCGCUCCUGGAGGCGACGCUCGGAUUCAGUCGGCACGCGAAGUGGGUCUCGGAGGGGUACCUUGAGGCGGACGAUCCUGGGGUCGAUACCCACUUGCUGUGCUGCCGCCUCCUCGAGCUUGGCGUGGUCUACGAUCAGCUCCACGUGACUAACGUCGCUGCCAUGGAGUUGGUCGGUCGGACUCUCCAGACUCAGGAGGAGCUGUGCCGAGACAGGUUCGCCGCGGCCUCGGAGUUCGGCUCAGACGUAGCUCUGAUGUCGGGUGCUCUGGACGCAGGCGGCAACGUGUGCGUGGCGCCGGCUCUGAGGGACUGGCUGGCCGCAGAGAAGGCACGCGAGGCCCACGCAGCCAAGGAGCGGCGCAAGGCGCGCGAGGGGCGGCUCCUCGCAGCUGGCGGCAGCUCUGGCGGCGGGGGCGGCAGCGAUGGCCGAGCUGUGGCUCACGAGGGGCAGCGCCAGGCCAUCAUGCGCAUCUCGGACAGCAUCGACGUGCUUGGGCGCCAGCAGUCAGAGUUCAUGUCUGGUAACGCUGCCGAAGACGGAGCCCUCAGGGAGCUCCUCUCUUGCGCCAACCUGUACGGGUCUGGCGCCGCGACGUCGGCCCCCUACGUCAGCGACAAAGUCGCAUGGCCCGCCGCAGGUGGGGCCCCAGUUGACAUCAUCGAGCUGGUGCCGCCUGUGGAUAAGGUCUGGCUGGAGGGUUGGCGGAGUCAUAUGCUUCGAGAUCCGCGUGCUGCUGCUGCUCUGGCUAGGGAGGCAUGCCCGAAGGGGCCUUUUUGCGAUCCCGCCCUGACGCGCGACGUGAGCACGUACGGUCGUUUUUUGAUUCAGAUGUACGAGAGGCAGAUGGUCAACUUCGCGGCGGACUCCGCUUUCAGUUCGAUCGAGGCGCCGAUCGAAGGCAUGUACAUGUCGACCUGCGACCUGGAGUGUGCAUUCUACCACAUGAGGCUCCCAGCGGGCAUGGAAGUGAUGUUCGCCUUGCCGCCGAUCAAGGCGGGGGCGCUUCAGGAGCUCGGCCUCAUCGACCGCGACUUCGACCCGUCGAUGUCGCUCUCGCCCCAGGUCCUUGUGCUUCCCAUGGGCUUUUCGUGGGCGCUGCAUCUUUGUCAGGCUGCCGCUCGCACUGUGCUUUCGGACGACGGCCACUCUCUGGAUCAGACCGCUCAGGAUGGUCAUCCUGGGGUUGACGUUGUCGAGAAGAGUGCCGUGGGGGUUGCCGCCUACGUCGAUAACAUCCUCGUCUUCGGCGGCAGCAAGUCCUUGGUGGAUCAGACUAUGGCCAGGCUGGUGAGCACCUUCAGGAGUCGCGGACUUCCAGUUCACGAGAUCGAGCCCGCUUCUCUGGAUGCCGACUUCCUUGGCCUCAGCCUCCGCGGUGGGAGAUAUCUUCGCAUCAAGGUUCGGAGCAUCUGGAGACUUCAUUUCGCGAUUUCAAGUUUGUUAAGGCGUGGAUGGUGCUCCGGCCACAUGCUUCGGGCGGUGCUUGGUCACAUCGCGUGGACGUCUAUGAUCCGCAGAGAGGUGCUCACCGUGCUUCACAGCUCCUAUGGCUACGUCGGCGCCUUCGGCCCGAGAUCCGACGGUAACUGGGGAUACUCUGUGGAGCACCUGGGCAGCUCGGGGAGUCACGCGUUGAAGAAUCCAGAGGACAUCCAGGAGGCCGGCACCUUGGGCGUCUACGGUAAGGACUUGGGCGUCCCGGUGGAACUCAACAUGACCGAGGCCCUGAGCUGGGUUGGUUCAGCGGCCACCGUCAUCUUAGUGAUGCUCGGACGCAUGGCCGGCGGCUGCGUCGCCCUCUUCGCCCUGCUCUGGCUGAUCACGAGGGCGGAGGCGAUGCCGCGACGGGGAUCGCGCACCCCUUCUGCCUUGACGAGACACCGCGCCAGCCUGGCUGCCAAAGCCGCGGGCGGGCGCACCAGUACUUUGGCCAUGGGCCUGCUGGAGCUGCUGGCGGUGAGACCGAACACAGAAGCCUUCUACCGGCAGCUACUACACAGUUUCGUGAGCUACUGUGCGGACCACCACCUGGACUGGAGCACUUUGGGCCAGUUGGACUCGAUCCUGGCGGAGUACUUCGCCGCGCGCUACCUGGAGGGAGCAGCUGCGAACGUCGGGUCCCAGACGAUAGCAGCCAUCUCGCAUUUUACCCCAGGCCUCCCGAGACAGAUGGGCACCAAGCUGCCGAGGGCCUCUCUUGCUAUGCAGGCUUGGAAGCGGCGCGCGCCCGCCUUGACCAGGCUCCCGAUCCCCCGGGCUGUGAUGUUUGCCCUGUGUGGGAUGCUGAUCGCCUGGCAGCAGCCUCAGAUGGCAGCUUGGUUGGCCAUCAGCUUCUCGGCAUACCUCCGACCUGCCGAGGCGCAGAGGCUGACGACCGACAGCAUCGUGCAGCCGUCGAUAGGCGCGGGCGCCGCGCACCAGUUCUGGGGCCUCCUGCGGCACCCCGCAGACCGCGGCCAGGGCGGGAAGACGGGGUCGUUCGACGAGUCGAUCCUCUUCGAUCUCGAUUUGUACCUCGUGCCGGUCCUCAUGGCGCUCCGCCUGAAGGGGCCUGUCGCGACGCCUCUGUGGGGUUUCAGUCUUGGCCAGCUGAACCAGAUGUUCAGUCUUGCUGCAACGGCCCUGGGCAUCAACCACCUGCGCCCCCACUUGUACGGGAUGAGGCAUGGCGGAGUGAGCGACGACCUCUUGACGCAGAGGCGAUCGAUGGAACAGGUGUUCCGCAGGGGCCGCUGGGCCGUCAUGUCGUCGAUGCGGCGCUACGCGAAGGAGACGGCUCCUCUGCGCGAGCUUCAGGGCGUGGCGGAGGACGUGUACGCGCUCGGCCACCUCGUGGAAGGGCGAUUUUGCGAGCUGCUGGAGAUGGGGUUCAUCAGGAGCGGAUGCCUCGCCCAGGUGCCCUCCCGGCUAGCGGAGGCGAUGCAGCUAGGACACCUCGCCGCCGCGGUGCGCCGACUCGGCCUUUCGGGUCUGGGGCUCGACAUCAGGCGGGAGGCGCAGACAGGCGACGAGGAGGACUACAUCGCCACGCGCGUCUCGUACCUGCUGGACUUCACGGGUCCCUCCAUGAACGUGAACUCGGCCUGCUCCUCGGCGCUCGUCGCCUGCGUCCAGGCUGCAUCAGCAAUCUACGCUGGCCAGUGCGAUGCGGCUGUGGCGGGAGCUUCUUCCAUCACGUUCCCGAACCUCGGCUACCUCUAUCAGGAUGGCCUCGUCGCAUCCACCGACGGGUACGUGCGGCCGUUCGACGCCCGGGCGGAGGGCACGGUGUUCGGGGACGCGGUCGGGUCGGUCGUGCUGCGGAGGACGGACGACGUCAGCGGCGGGCUGGCUUGGGGCGCCCUGCGCGGCUUCUCGGUGACCAACGACGGCGGACAGAAGGCGGGCUACGCCGCGCCAUCGCCCGCGGGCCAGAGGGAGGCCAUCGUCAAUGCGCUGGAGAUGUCCGGCCUGGAGCCGUGGUCGCUGUCCUACAUCGAGUGCCACUGCACUGGCACGAAGGUUGGUGACGGCAUCGAGAUCCGCGGGCUCCUGAACGCGUUCUCGAGGGCUGGCGGCGCUGCGAAGGAGGGCCAUCCCGGGGUGGCGCUGGGCUCUGUGAAGGGCAACAUCGCGCACGCCAAUUGCGCGGCUGGCGUCACUGGGCUCAUCAAGGUACUCUACAUGCUGCGCAGUCAGCAGCUCGUGCCAGUGGCUAACUUUGAGAAGCUGAACCCCAAGAUUGAUUUCUCAGGCUCGCCGAUGUUCGUGAACAACGAAUCCUGCAGUUGGGACGGGCGGGGCAGCACCCUGCGCACAGGCGUCAGCUCCUUCGGCAUCGGGGGCACCAACGCCCACUGCGUGCUUGAGGAGAUCCCGCAGGACCCGCUGUGCAAGUGCGGGGCCAUGCUGCUCUCCAACAUGCCAAAGAAUGAGGAGCCCUCUGAGGAUGACCCGCAGCUCAUGCGUAUCGUCCAGGGGUUGCAGGGGCUCCUGGGAGGCCCGCAGUUGGAGGUAUUCAAGAAGCAGUACAUUACAGCCGCUGACGGAGGCGAAGACGACGAUGAGGAGACGGGCGCCGACCGUGGGACCCAGCUAUCUCAGCAAGCCAGCCUCGCCAAGCGGUCCAUGCAAAGGGCCACCGCCUAUAAGGAUGAAUGCCAGAAGCGUGUCGACCAGCUACGUGAAGAGUUGGAGCAAGCAGAAGAUUCCCUCGCCGUCGCCGUGGUUCAAGAAGCAGCAGCCACGGAGACGGCCGCCACCAAGUCCAGGGAGUGGGCGGCCAUGGUGCGCCCAGAGGAGGGCGCUGCGGAGGCACCAGUGCCCGCGCCCCCAGUCGCUGGCGCCGCGACCAUGGGCGAGGCCGAGCAGCGCAUCUUCGCCCAGUUCCUCGCCGCCAGCCCCGCCAUCGCAGGACACCUUGGCAUCCAGGUGCCAGGCGGGGCCGCGGGGGGCGCCCCCGCGCCAGCCGCCGCCGCCGAGGCCCCAGGCGCCCCAGCCCCAGGCGGCCUGGCGCCACCUGGGCCAGCGGCGGCAGGCGUGGCGCCCGCCCCAG